AUGCCAAGACGUCGGAUACGUAAUGAUGAUGACGAUGAUUUGGAUAGCGAAGUCGACAGAACGUUUGAUGCUUUGGAAAAAGACAGUCGACGUGGUUCACGCCGUAUAUCGGCAGUACUGCGAACACAGAAGGAUGAGGAUGAGGAACGACAAAAGAUUUUAAUGGAUAUGAAUGCCAGAUCUCUUGAGAAAGAAAAUCCAGCAAAAAAUGAACGUUUGCUAGAAGCGAUGAAAAUUGCUGUUACAAAAGCUAAACAAUUGGCAGCGCGUGCUUUCCAAGAAGAUCUUAUCGAUAGAUUACCAAGUGUUGUUGAAAAAGAGCCCUUAUAUCAAGCUGGAUCGUUGCUUGAUGCAAGCGCCCGAAUUUAUUCCUUUCGUGUUGAUGCUACACAUUCAGAGGCAUACGAUGUUCGGUCAAAACUAGGAGAUAAAUCUCAGUCUGAUAAUAAAAGUGGUAAGAAAGAUACUUUACCUAAUGGAGACAGUAAUGCUGAUGAAGGGAUGAAUUCGGAUAAUGAAGGAAGUACCGACAAAAAAGAAGGUAAGGACAAGGUAAAAAAGAAAGGACAAUUGAAUGAAGGAAACAGUGAUUCUGGUAGUGAUUUGGACGAUGGUCCAACUAAAAAGGAUAUCUAUGAUGCAGAUGAUCUCCCGAUCUACAUUGAUGAUUCAUCUUCUGUAACAGAUGAUGAACAAACAGUAUUAGAAGCUGGUGAGAUUGUGAAGAAAUUCAUGAACAGAUACGAUAAAUCUCACGAAAAUUGUAUAAAAAGAAGGGCGAAGGUACCGAUGAUUGUAUACGAUUCAUCUGAAUUAAAUGACACUGAAACGGGUGCCGAAUUUUGUAGUCACUUAUACAGUAAAGCAACGCAUAACUUUGAUGAGGGAUCAUCAAGUGGUCUUUUAAUGCAAAACGCUGUUACAAGCAAAUGUGGACGUCGUUACAUGGUGCAUAAUAAUUGUCGAUGUAUUCGUGAUCCAUGGAAUGAGAGAAUUGAGGGCGAAGAUUUACAUGAAAUUUGGAAAGGUAUCGAAGACGCCGAGAAACUUGCACCAUCAAAUGUUGCUAGCGUCAUGAGUAGUUUACAGGACGAUGAGCAUGUGUCGACAUUAUCACGAAAUACAAGUAUCAGUCAAGAAACAACAACAUUUAUGGAUACAACGGCAAGUACCAGUAGCAUGCAUUCAAUCCAGAAAAAUGUAGAAGCUGUGUUGGAAGAAGCACUUCUCGAAAAUGGUAGUAAAGAAUUGUUUCGUUGGAGAAGACAACUACAAAAGAAGCUUGGCAUGAAUUGCGGACAGUUCAUCGCUUUAUUGGCACACUCCUUGCGGGAUGUAGAUCCAUUCAUUCGACGAAGUUUCAUCCGACAAGCUGCUAUUCCAGUGAAAAAAUCCUAUAUUAACAGAAUUGCGGAUACAAAAAGUGGUUUGACAUACGCGCCAAUAGCUGAUGAACUGGAGCCAUUCGAAGAAUCUAUGUGUUGGAAAGUAUGCAGGAUGAGAUGGGACGAAAUGAGUAAUGAAGCCCGAGCGAAGACUUUGAAGUCAUUAUCUGGAGAGCAUCCGACAUUCAACUACUUUUUCGCACGAUCAGCGGAACAUUUGUCUGCUGAGGAUGAUAAUGUGCUUGGGAGUUUACCUGUUUUCCGUAGUAUAAUUGAAAUUGAAGUCCCACGUGACACUAUUAAAAUGACUGGAGAUGAUCAGAAAGCGUUGGCAGGAGUACUCGAUACUUUUCGAAUUGGUCGAGGUGAAAGUUUGUUUAAGAAAAAAGGCGAUGAUUUUGGACGAAAAAUUGCACAAAUUCCAAUUGCAACACCAAUACGAAGGCCAGAAGUACAAACUGCUUGGGAACGCGAAAGUACUAUUUCUAAAGAGCAGUCAAGAUCAAUAGUACCAUCAGAAUCAAUUAACGAUCGUUUGACGAUUUCAAGUCGUAUGAAUGAUGUUGAUUCUGAAACAGAUGCAGGUGGCUUCAACGCAACUUUCGAUAAUGAUACUGAUAUGGAUACAGAAGUGACAUCAUCGCGUAUGAGUGACUUCCGUCCAGCCGCCGAUGAUGUUCGAUCCCUUGCAUCUAAGCAGACAGAAUUUUCGGAAAAGCCAGAAAGUGUACGAAUGGAAAGCAGCAUUAGAAUUGAACGUACCGAUGCAGCUUCAGCAUACGGUGAUCUUCAUUUUGUUGACGAAAGACGAGUUGCAAUUAUGGCUUAUUCAAUAGUAAACGAUGAAACACACUGGAAAAAACGAAAACUUGAUAAAGGAGAAGUUAUUGGAGCUGUAAAAGGGAAGAUACCGAUAAAACUGGAUAAAUUAGAGCGGAAAAAAGCCAAGAGAGAGGACGAAAAAGAAGCAUUCGAAAUUGGUGAUUUCGAUAAUAUGCCUCUUGCUGUGAUUCGUGAUCGGCAAAGACAAACGAAACGUCCGACUGUGCUUGUCAAGCGUGAAGAUGAAGUUUUAAAGAUUCACCGGACACGGAUCGCUGCUGACCUUUUUUAUAAACCGGAACAGUUUUGUCGAUUGGCUCACGUUUUUUCGGGCGAGUGGGAGAAUGUGCGCUUUAAUCGUGCUAUGUCAGCACCAGUCGAUGCUAAAGAUGAACGCUUGUCACGAAUGUUACGACAAAGCAUUAGAGAGGAUUUGGACCCUGAGGAGGCAAUUAAAGAACACAUGUCGUGUUUUAACAGUUAUUUCGAUGAUGUAUGUUCGGAACAGCGGUCAAUGUCGGUACCUUGUGGUGGUGAAACAUUUGAUGGCCAUAAUGAUAAUGAUGUAUUUAGCGAAGUUACUACUCAAGAUAAUGAUGAUAACGACAGUACAUUGGUACCAACUUAUGAUGUACCAACGCUGAAAGCCACCCAAAGUUUCUAUUCUGAAGUCGACUCUGGAGCAGAAGAAGCGGAGGCAAGUUACUUGAUUUUGAAAUAA
Acanthocheilonema viteae is the source of this 2928-nucleotide messenger RNA. The record is from the annotation of a GenBank genome assembly. NCBI's taxonomy places the organism in Eukaryota, Metazoa, Nematoda, Chromadorea, Rhabditida, Onchocercidae.